AUGGAUCCAGCACAACAAAGCACAGAUCCAUCGAACCAAAGCACGGAUCAACCUCCCCAAGACAUGCCUCCACCGGAACAAACCAACCUGUUUUACCAGGCUCUCAUCCACUUCGGGACCGGCCGAGGAAUCGACACCAGGUUCGCCCAAACCCACAUCGACACGCUUGAACGUAUGACUCGGAUGGAGAAUCAGAUGCGGGAAGUUCAGGAGAAGGUGCAGAACCUGGUGGACCGGGUCAGUGAGAUCGAAGACAGGCUUGACAACCUCGACUCUCAGAUAGUGGAUCUGCAAGGCGAUGUGAAGGAGUGCACCAGCAAUGACGAGUCUACAAGCUCACGGCAGGAUAGUUUGGAAGGAGAGGUUAAUUGGCUGAGAGGAGAAUGUCAAGGAAACGACAGGUACAUAAGCGAGUUUGUCUCGACCCUGGAUGACUUGGACGCCCGGGUCUCGAAGCUGGAAGGAGAACGAGAGGGGUCCACCGGAUAG
This is a messenger RNA of Fonsecaea multimorphosa CBS 102226, 489 nucleotides long. RefSeq lists its product as uncharacterized. Bases 1 to 489 code for a protein of 162 amino acids. NCBI's taxonomy places the organism in Eukaryota, Fungi, Ascomycota, Eurotiomycetes, Chaetothyriales, Herpotrichiellaceae. The transcript has a single exon. The record is from RefSeq and is a predicted model, not a curated record.